Molecule: messenger RNA, 451 nt
Organism: Mytilus trossulus (common blue mussel)
Lineage: Eukaryota; Metazoa; Mollusca; Bivalvia; Mytilida; Mytilidae
Product: ubiquitin-like protein ATG12
Exons: 4
Coding region: 47-442 (131 amino acids)
Biological process (GO): C-terminal protein lipidation; nucleophagy; autophagy of mitochondrion
Cellular component (GO): cytoplasm; Atg12-Atg5-Atg16 complex; phagophore assembly site membrane
Source: RefSeq, a predicted model, not a curated record
UUGGAUUUUUCCCAGUCUUCAACCUUAAAACCUGAAGGACGGAAAUAUGGCUGACAAUAAUACCUCUGAUGAAAAUAAAACAGAAACUGAAGAAAAACCACCAGAAUCACCGCCAAAUACGAAUGCAAAUACUGCUCAGACACCUCUCAAUGAAAGCCCUACACAUUCGUCCAAAUCAAAAAUUGAUGUUCUCCUCAAGGCUGCAGGCGAUGCUCCAAUAAUGAAGAAAAAGAAAUGGUCUGUAGAUAGAAACAAGAGAGUGAGCUGGAUAUCAGAAUUUAUAAAGAAAUAUCUAAAAUUUGAACCAACAGAAUCUAUGUUUCUUUAUGUGAAUCAAUCAUUUGCUCCUGCACCAGACACAGAAGUAGGCAGUGUUUUUGAUUGUUUUGGAAGUGAUGGCAAGUUAGUACUUCACUAUUGUAAGACACAGGCCUGGGGAUGACAACUGGUU